AUGCAUGUCAAUGCUUUGCAGAAUUGCUUGCUCCUGGGCCUUGCCAUCAGUCAAUUCCAGCCGGCCCUGACUCAGGAAACCCCACCUUCGCAAUGCGCUACGGGUGUGCACGCCAUUUUGAUGCGAGGUCAAGGCCCUGGCGAUCAUCUAAAUGUCAUGGUAUCCGUCCAGAACCUGGUCCUACAGCUCAUUCCAGGCUCGAGUAGCGUUGCGCUUCCCUACAGUCACGGUGCAGAUGACCACCGCGUUGCUGCUUCUAAUGGCACCUACAUGAUGCAGGAUUACAUUCGGUCUUAUGUCGCUAGUUGUCCAGACUCGAAAAUUUUCAUCAUCGGGUACUCUUUGGGCGGAGUCGCGAUGAUGGAUGGGUUAUGCGGUACGAGUUCCCAGUGGCUUUUCAAAGUUCCUGCCAUAGAGCCUCAUUUCAACCAGAACGUGAUUGCGGCUGUAUCAUACGGCGAGGAAACAUAUGUCCCGGGACUCUCAUAUGACCAUGGAACUUGCACUGACGGAACAGGGAUCUAUCCACGAAUUCAUCCGGAAUGGUGCGACCCAUUCCUCUCUUCUAUCCGGAGUUACUGCGAUGAGGGUGAUGGCUCAUGCUGUUUUCGGUUCCUACCGCCGAUAACCGAUCCCGCGCACUUUCUCUAUAUUUUUCGGUACAACAUGGAAGUGAUUCAAUUUGUACAGCAACGCCUAAAAGCAACCCAGUCACAAUAG
This is a messenger RNA of Penicillium cataractarum, 720 nucleotides long. RefSeq lists its product as uncharacterized. The record is from RefSeq and is a predicted model, not a curated record. The coding region runs from base 1 to 720 and encodes 239 amino acids. The transcript has 4 exons. NCBI's taxonomy places the organism in Eukaryota, Fungi, Ascomycota, Eurotiomycetes, Eurotiales, Aspergillaceae. Gene Ontology annotation, molecular function: hydrolase activity.